Messenger RNA from Helianthus annuus (common sunflower), 3529 nucleotides. Its product is annotated as epidermal growth factor receptor substrate 15. The coding region runs from base 243 to 3269 and encodes 1008 amino acids. Gene Ontology annotation, molecular function: calcium ion binding; protein binding. Gene Ontology annotation, cellular component: plasma membrane; cytoplasm; nucleus. The transcript has 12 exons. Gene Ontology annotation, biological process: endosomal transport; endocytosis. Lineage: Eukaryota; Viridiplantae; Streptophyta; Magnoliopsida; Asterales; Asteraceae. The record is from RefSeq and is a predicted model, not a curated record.
CCAGCGGCAGUCUCCAACUCUCCGUCAAAACGACACUGCAAUUACCUUGCUACCCUUUUUCUCGCCGAUGACGGCAACUCUCAAUACUCAACAGAACCUUCUAAAAGCUCUUGACACAAUUCUCUCUCGAUCCCACGAACCCUAAUUGUCACCGAUCCUCUCUUCUAAACAUGAUCCAUUAAUAAAUCCUCCAAUCCGAUCACCAAUUCGUUGUUCUCAAUUCUCUCGACUUGAUCGAAUAAAUGGCGAGUGGCACACCGAAUAUUGAUAAAUUCGAAUUGUACUUCAACAGAGCUGAUUUGGAUCAUGACGGACGAAUUAGUGGCGUUGAAGCUGUUACGUUCUUCAAAGCCUCUGGUUUACCUACGCCUGUUCUCGCUCAGAUAUGGACAAUUGCUGAUCGCAAUCAAACCGGUUACCUUGGUCGGUCUGAGUUUUACAAUUAUCUGAAACUUGUAACAGUUGCACAAAGUAGGAGAGAUCUUACUCCAGAAAUGGUGAAAAAUGCGUUAUAUGGACCUAAUUCUGCUCAAAUUCCUGCUCCUCAAAUCAAUCUUGGAGCCUUAGCGGUUCCUCAGUCAAACUUAAACAUGGGCCCACCUGUCCAGCGGACGCCUGGUAGGGCCCCUGUAGCUUCUCAUAGUGUUAGUACGAGUGGGCCACAGGGUUAUUCAUCUCAGCAAACUCAAGGCAUGAGGCCACAUGUGCCUCCACUUCCUAACGCCACAAUCCAACCUCAGCAUGGUGAGACUCAUGGACCGCCAGGUGUACACACGGUGGCAGGCCCUCGCCCUUCAACUUCGAGUCUUUUCAAUGAUUGGCUUAAUGAGAGGACGGGUGUGCCCACGCCUAAUGUCUCUUCUCAAGUUCCUAGUAAUGGUCUUUCUUCCAAACCAAAUGGUCAUACUUUUGCUGGUAGCAGGACUGGAGCUAAAGAUUCUAGUACCCUUGUUGCAGGAACGUCUAAUGGUUCUGUACCUGCAGGGACCCAGUUUCCCAUCAAACCAACUCAAUCCUCCCAAAUGAAUGUUUCCCAACAACCAACUGCUGGUCAAAACCAGAGAAUGCAGUCAACUUUGAGAUACAAUCAGCAAACUCCUGUCCAGAGUUCCUCUACUGCUCCUGUUAGAGCUGAAAAUGUUUCUUCUGGUCAAUCUUCAGAACCUUGGCCAAAGAUGACACAGUCAAAUGUCCAAAAGUACACUAAGGUAUUUGUGGAAGUAGAUACAGACAAAGAUGGGAAAGUUACGGGUGAACAGGCCCGCACUCUGUUUUUAAGUUGGAAGUUGCCAAUAGAUAUCCUAAAGCAGGUAUGGGAGUUAUCUGAUCAAGACAAUGACGGCAUGCUUUCUUUAAAGGAGUUUUGUAUUGCCCUAUACCUUAUGGAGCGGUACAGGGAAGGUCGUCUUCUUCCUCGUGUGUUGCCAGCUGGCGUCAUAUUUGAUGGGACGCCAUUGCCUCCAUCAGGUCAUCCACCUGCUGCAUAUGGUGCUCCAGUUUGGAGAUCUGAGCCAGGAGUCCAACAAGGACAUAGGGUUAUUGCGCAAGGACAGGUUAGUCAUUCUGCAGCAAGGCCACCUCGUCCCAUUCCAGUUCCUAUAGACGAAGAUGUGCAGCCUAAACCCCAAAAACCUAGAGUCCCUGUUCUAGAGAAGCAUCUAGUGGACCAACUUAGUACUGAAGAGCAGAAUUCAUUGAAUUCAAAGUUUCAGGAGGCAACAGAGGCAGAUAAAAAGGUGAAUGAACUUGAAAAAGAUAUAUUGGAAGCUAAACAGAAGAUUGAGUUUUACAGGAGCAAGAUGCAGGAAGUUGUUUUGUACAAGAGCAGGUGUGAUUCUCGGUUUAAUGAGAUUACCGAAAGGGUUUCUGCUGAUAGAAGAGAGGUUGAAUCACUUUCAAAGAAAUAUGAAGAUAAAUACAAGCAGGCUGGAGAUGUAGCUUCUAAAUUGACUAUUGAGGAGGCCACUUUUCGUGAUAUACAGGAAAAGAAGAUGGAGCUUUACCGAGCAAUUGUCAAGCUAGAUCAGGAUGGGAAACCUGAUGAUAUUCAGGCCCGAGUUGAUCGCAUCCAAGCGGACCUUGAGGAUCAAAUAAAAGCCUUAAAUGAACGCUCCAAAAUGUAUGGUUUGCGUGGGAAACCUACAUUGCUGGUUGAGCUGCCCUUUGGUUGGCAAGUUGGCAUUCAAGAAGGAGCAGCUGAUUGGGAUGAAAAUUGGGAUAAGUUUGAAGACGAGGGAUUCACAUAUGUGAAAGAGCUCACACUUGAUGUGCAAAACAUUAUAGCUCCUCCAAAACAGAAAACCUUACCAGUUCAAAACAAGUCUGCUUUCCAUGAUGAACAUUCCUCAAAUACCACCGAUAAAUCUGAAAAGCCUCCAGCCACUAAUGAAUCAGCGGAGCCACAUAACGAUAACUCCGUAAAAACCCCACCCAAUAGCAUGGAGUCAACAGAAAGCACAUCUAAAAUACUUGAAGAUGGCUCCCCCAGUGCUAUAAAAAACCAGAGUGAAUCUGUGUUUUCGGCUGAAAAAACUUCUGAUGAGGCAGUCUACGCCACAUUUGACAAUCGUUAUGAUUCAGAUUCUGCUUGGGAUUUUACUGCUACAAACCAUCAGGAUAUGGAUCAAGAGAGUUCUAAUGGAAAUGCGUUAUUCGAUUCUUCUGAUAGCUGGGGGCUAAACCCGAUAAGAACGAACAAGAACACGAUCCAGUUUGACUCUGUUCCAAGCACUCCUGCUUAUAGUUAUGCUGGAUCCCCAACUGGAAACAACUUAUUCCAUAACCAGGGCCCAUUUGCGUCAUCUUUUGCGGAUUCAGUUCCAAGCACGCCAGCUUAUAGUAACGCUCAACGCCCGUUCGUUUCAGUUUUUGCCGAUUCGGUUCCCAGCACACCCAUGUAUGAUGGCCAUGAAGAUCGUUCAUUCAACAAUUUAUCCAGAUUUGAUUCUUUCGCCAGCAACACUCCCCGUGAUUCCUUUUCUAGAUUCGAUUCAUUCCAUAGCACAACACAAGAUACGGAACGGAACCUUGCAAGAUUUGAUUCCAUGCACAGUACGGCUGAGUCUGAUUUCGGCCAUUCUCUUUUCCAGCCUCGUGAUUCUUUCUCGAGGUUUGAUUCCAUGCGGAACACUAAUGAUUCCUCUGACUUCAAUCACGGGCUCCCAUCUUUUGAUGAUCCGGGUCCUUUUGGGUCACACGACCCGUUUAAGACGUCAUUUGAUAGAGAGACGCCAAGAAAAGAUUCGCUAGAUGGUUGGAAGGCUUUUUAGUUUUUGCACAGUGAUCAUAUUUGAUGUUGAAUGCUUUGGACAUUGAGUUGGAGGUGAUGAUUCUUUCUUUUUACAUAGAUUACAUAUGUAUAGCAUAUUCAAGUUUUUAUGGAUUGAUAUGACUUCGGCAUGCGUUAAAAGUAUAAGCUCAUGUUUAUGAGCAUUAGUUUUGCAAGCUUUAAUCGUAUUUCUGCAUUGUACUAUAUGAAAUAUUUUACUUUUGUAUUUUGUUAUUUGGUGCUUAUGAAUAUGGUUGAAUA